AUGGAAAAUGAUGCAAGCUCAGACACAAGAGGAGGCGCAAAGCCCGCCCCUAACGACUAUGACCUGAAUACUCCCAUUGACUCCAGUUCUGGAGGAAUGCGACAAGGUCUGGCAUCGUAUGGUGAUGCCCAUUUCUCCCUCUUUCUCCGCAAAGUCUUCAUCAAGGCUAUGGGAUAUAGUGAAGAGUCCCUCUCACGACCCAUUAUCGGCAUUGUCAACACCUACUCUAGCUUCAACCCUUGUCACGCCAAUGUCCCUCAGCUCAUCGAGGCCGUCAAGCGUGGAGUCCACCUGGCUGGCGGACUGGCCAUUGACUUCCCAACCAUCAGCAUUGCUGAAUCCUUCUCUUCGCCGACAAGCAUGUACCUCCGGAACCUGAUGUCAAUGGACACCGAGGAGAUGAUACGCGCGCAGCCGUGCGACUCGGUUGUUUUGAUCGGGGGAUGCGACAAGACCACCCCCGCACAGCUCAUGGGUGGCAUCUCGGCGAACAAGCCGGCGCUGAGUCUUGUUACUGGCCCCAUGAUGCCCGGCAGCCACAAGGGCGAACGGAUUGGAGCCUGCACAGACUGUCGAAACAAUUGGGCCAAAUUUCGCGCGGGUACGAUCGACAUCGAAGAAAUCUCAGGUAUCAAUGAAGAAUUGGCGCCGACGGCCGGAACAUGUGGUGUGAUGGGUACUGUGAGCACAAUGGCAUGCAUCCUGGUUGGUCUGGGCAUGAUGCCUUUCUGGGGAGCCACGGCACCGGCCGUUUCUUCGGCCAGGUUACGCAUUGCGGAAGAAACGGGGUCUCUAGCUGUGCACAUGCAUAACCUGAAGCUCAAGCCACAGACAGUGCUCUCGCGCAACUCCUUCCUUAACGCCAUUACCGUCCUCCAGGCCAUCGGAGGCUCGACCAACGCCGUCGUGCACUUGAUGGCGAUUAUUGGGCGUCAUCCUGAUGUGGCAGGAACCAUCACACUCGAGACGUUCGACGAGAUUGGACGGAAGACCCCGCUGCUUGUGGAUUUAAAACCUAGUGGCGAUAAUUACAUGACAGACUUCCACAACUCGGGCGGUAUGCGAGCGUUGCUGGAAGAGCUCAAACCCUUGCUACUCCUUGACGCAUUGACCAUUAGCGGAAAGACAUUGGGAGAGGAACUGGACUCGACUCCCCUCAAGAUAGUCCCAAGACAUAUUCCUACCAUGGUUCUUCGCCCGCUACACGAUCCCCUUUACGAGCGCUCCUCUUUGGUGGUUCUUAAGGGUAAUUUGGCACCGCAUGGGUGUGUCAUGAAAGCAAGUGCUUCAAAAGAUCGUGCACUGCUCAACCAUACUGGCCGAGCGGUUGUAUUCGCCGGCUCAGCGGAUAUGGCCAGGAGGAUUGAUGAUCCGAAUCUCGAAGUAGAGCCCGACAGCGUACUUAUUCUCCAAAACAUUGGGCCCAUUGGUAAUCCAGGUAUGCCGGAGGCUGGAAUGAUCCCUAUUCCUCGCAAACUCGCGGCAAAGGGCGUUCAGGACAUGCUGCGGAUAUCUGAUGGACGUAUGAGUGGAACUGCCGGUGGUACAAUUGUGCUUCAUGUAUCUCCGGAGGCAACGGACCCAAGUUCAGUACUGGGAAUCGUCCGCACGGGAGACUUAGUAAAGUGUGACUUGGAUCAGCGGCUAAUUCACGUGGAUAUCUCAGAGGAAGAGAUCAAGCGCCGACAGGAAGAGAAGAGAAGGUCAUUGGAAACGGAAUCUGAUAAAUCGGCAGAUGUAUGGGUUGCUAGAAAGAAACUCAGAGGGUAUCGGGGAUUGUUCAUGCGGUCGGUGCAGCAAGCUCAUUCAGGAGCAGACUUUGACUUCCUUACAGCUGCCGGACCUACAGAUACGUGA
Clonostachys solani is the source of this 1857-nucleotide messenger RNA. Lineage: Eukaryota; Fungi; Ascomycota; Sordariomycetes; Hypocreales; Bionectriaceae. The record is from the annotation of a GenBank genome assembly.